Messenger RNA from Theobroma umbraticum, 4120 nucleotides. Lineage: Eukaryota; Viridiplantae; Streptophyta; Magnoliopsida; Malvales; Malvaceae. The record is from RefSeq and is a predicted model, not a curated record.
AAAAAACCCAAUAAAAGAACUUCUGUAAACACUUUCCUAAACCCCACCUCCAUCUUAAACCCCGCACCAGAGCCCUUAUUUCCAAAAUCCAGAUAGACACCAAAAACAGGCUAAUGAGAAAAAGAUGGCUCAGCCCUCUUAUUUCUUACUCAAAAUCACUUCUUUUUUCCGCUCGAAACCCCCAACUCCCUCGCCAAAACCUAUUCUCCCCACUCACUCGAUUCAUUUCCUCCUCUUCCCAUGACAAUCUCGAUGGCCUAAUCGACCCAGAUGACCCAUUUUCGGUACAAAACAAUCCACGGGUGGAGCCCCUUUCUGCCCAAGACUUUACCUUUUUAGGGGCUGGUUCAGGGCCUUCACAAGAAAAACUUAAUGUCGGUAAGUUCUCAAACGAUGCUAUUUUAAUUGCGAAUGCCAUUUGGAGUGAUAGUGGAGAGUUUGGGGACAAAACCCAGAUUUUUCUUAGGCAAUUUAGAGAAAAAUUGAAUGAAAAGUUAGUUGUUGAAGUUUUGAACUUGGCAAAAUUGAAACCUGAAUUGGGUGUUAAGUUUUUUAUAUGGGCAGGGAGGCAAAUUGGGUAUAGUCAUACUGCCCCUGUGUUUAAUUCUUUGCUUGAUUUAUUAGAAUCCGGUAAUAGUGAUCGUAUUCCAGAGAAAUUUUUGUGUGAAAUUAGGAAUGAAGACAUGGAAGUGCUAAAAAGGUUGCUUAAUUUAGUGAUUCGAAAAUAUUGCAAAAAUGGAUUGUGGAAUGUGGCAUUAGAGGAAUUAGGUAGGCUUAAGGAUUUCGGCUACAAGCCAUCUGGAGCUACUUACUGUGCAUUGAUUCAAGUUUUUUUGCAAGCUGAUAGAUUAGAUACAGCUCAUUUGGUUCAUAGAGAGAUGUCGGAUGCAGGGUUCCGCAUGGACAGGUAUACACUAACAUGUUAUGCUUAUUCCCUUUGUAGAGUGGGGCAAUGGAGGGAGGUCCUUAGGUUGAUUGAGAAGGAAGAAUUCAAGCCUGAUACUGUUGUUUAUACGAAGAUGAUAUCUGGGUUAUGUGAAGCUUCACUUUUUGAAGAAGCUAUGGACUUUUUGAAUAGAAUGCGUGCUAAUUCUUGCAUUCCUAAUGUUGUAACAUACAAGGUUUUGCUGUGUGGCUGUUUGAAUAAGAGACAGCUUGGUAGGUGUAAGAGAAUUCUUAGCAUGAUGAUUACAGAAGGUUGUUAUCCAAGUCCUAACAUAUUUAAUUCUCUUGUUCAUGCAUAUUGCAAAUCAGGAGAUUAUUUUUAUGCCUAUAAAUUGCUAAAGAAAAUGGUCAAAUGUGGGUGCCAACCAGGCUAUGUGGUUUAUAACAUAUUGAUUGGUGGCAUUUGCGUCAAUGAGGAGUUACCCAGCUCAGAUGUGCUAGAAUUGGCUGAGAAUGCUUAUAGCGAAAUGCUUGCUGCUGGAGUUGUACUAAAUAAGAUCAAUGUUAGCAAUUUGGCUAGGUGUCUUUGUAGCAUUGGGAAAUUUGAGAAAGCAUGUAAAAUUAUCCAUGAAAUGAUGAGUAAAGGUUUUAUACCUGAUACUAGUACAUACUCCAAAGUGAUUGCUCAUCUGUGUAAUGCCUCCAAAGUAGAAAAUGCUUUUUUUUUGUUUGAAGAAAUGAAAAAGAAUGGUGUAAUUCCUGAUGUCUACACAUACACGAUUUUAAUUGAUAGUUUUUGUAAGGCUGGUCUUAUAGAACAAGCUCGUAAUUGGUUUGAUGAGAUGGUAGGGGUUGGUUGUGCCCCUAGUGUGGUGACUUACACUGCUCUAAUACAUGCUUACCUUAAAGCAAGGAAGGUGUCCAAGGCAGAUGAACUCUUUGAGAUGAUGUUGUCUCAAGGUUGCAUUCCGAAUGUUGUUACAUAUACAGCUCUGAUAGAUGGUCAUUGUAAAGCUGGACAGAUUGAAAAAGGUUGUCAAAUUUAUGCCAGAAUGCACACUAAUGCGGAAAUCCCAGAUGUAGAUUUAUAUUUUAAAGUGGUUGACAGUGAUGCCAAAGCACCAAAUGUUUUUACAUAUGGAGCUUUGGUGGAUGGUUUGUGCAAGGCUCACAAGGUCAAAGAGGCCCGUGACUUGUUGGAAGCCAUGUCCACUGUUGGUUGUAAGCCGAACCAUGUUGUGUAUGAUGCUCUUAUAGAUGGAUUUUGCAAGGCUGGGAAGUUAGACGAAGCACAGGAGGUGUUUUCCAAGAUGUCUGAGCAUGGUUAUAGUCCAAAUAUUUAUACAUACAGCUCAUUGAUUGACAGGUUGUUUAAAGAUAAACGACUGGACCUAGCUUUAAAAGUCUUGUCCAAAAUGCUCGAAAAUUCUUGUGCUCCUAAUGUUGUUAUUUAUACAGAAAUGAUUGAUGGCCUCUGUAAGGCUGGUAAAACGGACGAGGCCUAUAAGCUUAUGUUGAUGAUGGAAGAAAAGGGGUGCUAUCCCAAUGUGGUGACUUACACUGCAAUGAUAGAUGGAUUUGGCAAGUCAGGGAAAAUCAACAAAAGCCUUGAGCUUCUAGAGCAAAUGGGUUCCAAGGGUUGUGCUCCAAAUUUCAUCACAUAUGGCGUUUUGAUAAAACAUUGUUGUGCUGCUGGCCUAUUGGAUAAGGCUUAUGAACUUUUGGAAGAGAUGAAACAGACAUACUGGCCUAGGCAUAUGGCAGGCUACCGUAAGGUCAUUGAGGGUUUCAACAGAGAGUUCAUAACAUCUCUUGGGCUCUUAGAUGAAAUUGGUAAAAGUGAAAGUUUGCCAGUUAUUCCUGUUUAUAGAGUGCUUAUUAAUAAUUUUUUAAAGGCUGGGAGGCUAGAGGUGGCUUUACAGCUUCAUAACGAGAUUGCAUCAUUUUCACCAAUUUCUUCCGCAUACAAGAGUACUUAUGAUGCCCUGAUUGAGAGCCUUUCACUUGCUCAUAAGGUUAACAAGGCUUUUGAGUUAUAUGCUGACAUGAUAAGGAUGGGUGGAGUUCCAGAGCUAAGCACAUUUAUACACCUUAUUAAGGGGCUCAUCACAGUCAACAAGUGGGAAGAGGCACUUCAGCUUUCAGAUAGCUUAUGUCAGAUGGAUAUUCAAUGGCUUCAAGAAAAAGAGAGACCUGAUGCUGCAUAGGCUUUUAUGAACAUUUGGUUUUCCAGUUUGCUUGAUCUGAUCACUUUAAUGGCGAUGGUCAAAGUUCUGCUUUGAGGUUGACUUAACUGGUUGAGGAUUUGUUUUGCAUGCAUACAAAAGCAGAAGACAAGGCCAACAAUGGCAUGCUGAAUAAACUGAGUUUACAGUCUCACAAUGACCUCGGUCCAUGGUUUGAAGUCACUUUGAAUCAGAAGCAAGCCUUGCCCACAUGCUGAGCUUUACCAAAAUAUCAUGAUUUGAUUAUUCAAUCUAAUAUAGCCGCUCUGUCGAAUUUGAUCCUUGUUGGUCUGAAAGAACUGAUUCUGGCUGCAACACUCUUUAUUGAUCACUCCAUCACAAGAAGGACUUGUCUUGCAUUUCUGAUCAUUUUCAUUUCAAGCCUUUGUUACAUGCUGUUUGAAUCUUCUGGGAUCUGCUCAACUGUCUCAUCGAACAUCAUAUUCUUCUUCAUUGCGCUCAUGAGUAAUCUCUCUUCAUGCCUUAAUUCAGCAAAGCAACACAUCUCGAGCACCAUGUCACCAGCCCUUGUCAACUACCAAUUGUACUUCAGGAACAUAGUGCAUUGCCUAGAACAAAUUCAGAGGACUUAUGAGACUGGAGGGCAGGCUUUUCCCCUAUCAUUUGAUCAGGAACAGGGUGCAAUUCUUAGUGCGUAGGUCCUUGGAUUAUCUGGAGUAAAUCACCAAUGUUGGCAAAUCAUGUUGUACUGGUAGUAUUUGAACCGCAACACACAAUAAACAUAGCAGCCCAAGCAAUUAGAACUUGACAUUUCAAUUUGGAGGUCUCGAGUUUGAAUUCAGAAUCAGAAGACGUUGCCUUCCAUAGUUCCACUAGUAGUCCAAAACUACUUGUAUUCCAAAAAAUUAAAACAAAAAAAGAAAGAAAGAAAGAAAGAAGUGAGAAGACCUUCAUACAUGUAUCUCCUCCUUAAUCAUCUUUUCCGAUUUCCAUUAAUUGAUAUUAGAGUUUUUUUAAAUUUUUAUUGAUGAAUAUUAGGGUCGAAGAAA